This is a messenger RNA of Penicillium cosmopolitanum, 921 nucleotides long. RefSeq lists its product as uncharacterized. The transcript has 2 exons. Bases 1 to 921 code for a protein of 306 amino acids. NCBI's taxonomy places the organism in Eukaryota, Fungi, Ascomycota, Eurotiomycetes, Eurotiales, Aspergillaceae. The record is from RefSeq and is a predicted model, not a curated record.
AUGUCCGACGACGACGAGUAUUAUGAAUGGGAUGAAGACUAUCUCCUUGAGGACCUAGUUCCAGACCUUGUCGACGAACUCGCCCAAACCUCAUAUUACGAAGCGGCGCUAUACGAAGACCCUUCCUUCGAGGUGGAGGAUUACUUCAGUGAUUGGGAAUACUACUCAGACGAUUACCAUGACGACGACCCAACCGUGAAAACGACCGCGCCACCCGCGCAGAAAAAGGCUCGCCGAGCGCAGGCGCAGGCAAAGGCCACCACCACCAACCGCGUCGCCGGAUCGAAAUUUCCUGCCAUCCCGGAUAUAUCCUCCUUCCAGGGCGUGAUUUGGAAAACACCGAGUCUCGAUCCUUACCAGGAUGUCGCGGUCUUCUACGAGCCGAUUGGGAAUAAGGUGGCUCUCUUGAAGGACUGGCGUGAGGUUUUCAAGUCUGCGCAGCCGGCGCUUGACAAGUCGCGGCUGCGAAAGAGGAAAGCCAGGGAUCAGGAGACGGACGCGGAGGGGGAGGACGCGGAGGCCGACCUUGAAAUGUCCUUUGCCGAUGACGAAUUUCCCUGCGAUGGUGAUGACGAAAAACUUGGCAAUGACGACCAAGUCGACAGCUCGAUGUCCGAUAUCGUUUCUAUGGACAAUAUGAGCGAGACCGGAGAUGCAGGGGAGGCAUCGAAUACGACCCCGGAAUUCACGCAAUCACCAAAGGAGGUGCCGGCAGUCGCGCCAACAUCGACGCCUGCUAAACGGGGUCGUAAGCGCAAGGCGGAGGUUCCGGCCGAGGAGGCGAACAAGGAUAACCCGGGCACUGAAUCGCCCCGGACUACUCGGUCGAAACGAGUUGCGUCCAAGAAGGCUGAUGGCGAGGGUAGUUUAUCCGGUGCUUCGACUGCUCCCACGCGCAGGUCCACACGGCAGAAGAAGUAA